This is a messenger RNA of Talaromyces rugulosus, 3396 nucleotides long. RefSeq lists its product as uncharacterized. The transcript is spliced from 4 exons. NCBI's taxonomy places the organism in Eukaryota, Fungi, Ascomycota, Eurotiomycetes, Eurotiales, Trichocomaceae. Bases 1 to 3396 code for a protein of 1131 amino acids. Gene Ontology annotation, cellular component: transcription repressor complex; nucleus. The record is from RefSeq and is a predicted model, not a curated record. Gene Ontology annotation, biological process: negative regulation of transcription by RNA polymerase II. Gene Ontology annotation, molecular function: protein binding.
AUGAUUCUGAGGCACGAGGAUUCUCAAAAUGUUAAAGCUCGGACAAACCAGGCGAAGGCCCAAGCAGACAGUACGAUCAGUAUUUCGCUGCCAGCUUCUCCCGGACAGUCCAGUAUUCAGUGUACCCAGCCGACCCAGCCAACGCCUGAUUUGUGGAAAAUCGCGUACGACCAUCUGGAUGGUGAGCAGCGGGAGAUUUUGUCCAACUUGAAUGACAAGGGAAAUCAUUCCCAGACAAAAGCUUUGCUUGAUGAAGUUAUUCACGUAACAAAAGAGAAAUACGAGGAGUAUCAGCAAAAGACAGAUGGGACACUUCGACAGACUUCUCGGAAAAUCAUUAAUGCGACACUCUCCUUCAAAGAUAUUAUCACGGCGGUUGCGGGUUUUGAUCCUACGCAGCAUGCAGCGAGUGCUUGGGCAAUUGUAUCACUUGGGCUGACAAUGACCAAAAAUCAUAAUGAUUUACGAGAUGUGUUGUUUGAAUCAUCGGAAUAUCUAUCGGAUGUUCUCACACAGUGUGCCUUCAUUGAAAAGAACUUCUACCUUGAUGGCAGCUCUAGUAUCAAAGAGGACGUGGGAAAUGCGCUGGUCAGACUUUAUGGAGCAAUCCUACGGUAUACAGCACAGAUUCGCGAUGCUCAACAUCCUCGCGUGGGAAGAAUGGUGCUGGACUGCGUCACUGCCAUUACAGACCAUCCACUCACGAAGCUUCAAGCCUCAGUUGAUAAAGAGCGAGAUAAUCUAUUCCGGUGGAUUGGACUAGUCAAGCACUUGCACUGUGAAAAAGAGGCAGAGGAUAUUCUAAGUCAGAUUGAUGCACUUGCCGAAUCUAUGAAGCAUCUGAUUGAACAGUUUCGUCUUGCGAACCUACGUAUUGCGGAAGGAGCAUUUUAUGACUCCUACAUUAAUGAACAUGAAGAUUUCUGCCUUCCAAACACCAGGUCCGAGCUUCGUUCCCAAAUCUCCGAGUGGGCUGAGUCGACAGAUGAUAAAUGCAUAUUUUGGCUGAAUGGAAUGGCGGGGACAGGAAAGUCUACCAUCGCUCGAACGGUCGCACAAUCAUUCAAAGACAAAGGACAGCUUGGCGCCACAUUCUUCUUCAAGAGAGGUGAAGCUGACCGUGGUAAUGCGAAAUACCUAAUAUCAACCAUCACAAGACAACUGGUAACCGGACAUCGGUGGCUGGUUCCUGAUGUGUUGAGCGCAAUUGAGAGUGAUCCGAAUAUCUCAUCCAAAUUUCUCAGCGAACAAUUUGAUAAGCUUCUUCUCCAGCCCCUACUUAAGUUACAUCUUAGUCAACCUACAACAAUUGUGAUUGUUAUUGACGCAUUGGAUGAAUGUGACCGGGAAGAAGAUAUACAAGUUAUCCUGCGACUUUUGUUUAGAUUGCAGAAUUUUCAAUCUGUACGUCUCCGAAUAUUCCUGACUAGUAGGCCGGAACUUCCAAUCCGCCUUGGCUUCAAGCAGAAUGAUAAUCAUCGAGACGUGUUCCUCCAUGAGCUCCCCAUCCCAAUAAUUGAACGUGACAUUCGUCUGUUCUUGGAAGACAAGCUUUCAAAAAUACGGGAUGAGCGUUCAUUGUCCUCGGACUGGCCUGGACACAAAAAUAUAGAGAAAUUGGUAAAGAUAGCUGUCCCGUUGUUUAUUUUUGCGGCCACGAUCUGCCGCUUUGUCGGGGAGAAGAGAUGGCGCCCAGAAAAACGUCUAGAAGCAGUUCUCCAAGAUCAGGCAACAUCAUCAAGAUCCCAGAUGGACAGAACAUACUUGCCCAUCCUCAAUCAGCUUCUUUCUGGUGCAAAUGACAGAGAGGUUAAGCAGCUAACGCAAGAGUUUCAGGAUAUCGUUGGGGUUAUCAUUCUUCUUGCUACUCCACUUUCAGUCAAUGUUCUCGCGCAGCUGAUUAACUUGCCAAAAAUUGAUAUCAGCAAUCGCUUAGAUGGAUUCCACUCAGUUCUCAGCGUGCCAGAGAACAUUAACUCACCAAUUCGCAUCCUGCACUUAUCUUUUCGAGAUUACCUCUUGGCCACGGAAACCCCUUUCCAUAUAAAUGAGAAAGAGACGCAGCAGAAGAUAGCACUACAUUGCCUUCGUGUCAUGAAAACUGGUCUCAAGCAAAAUAUUUGUGGUCUACCAAGUUACGGGGCACAACGAGAUAAUAUUGACAGCCAGGCUGUUAAUGAGAAUCUCUCAGCGGAUAUGCAGUACGCUUGUCAGUACUGGGUAUACCAUCUUGAUUAUAGCGAAGCUCGUAUCGUUGAGUCCCUAGCUUUUGACUUUUUGAAAAAGCAUUUCCUUCACUGGUUGGAGGCGCUGAGCCUAAUGGGCAUUACAUCAGAAGCGGUGGCAAUGAUAGAUGCACUACAGUCAGGUGAUGGGAAGGGCACAGAUGCGGAAAUUUCAGACUUCCUCUAUGAUGCCAAACGAUUCAUUCUUAAAAACGCUUACAUUGCGGGUAUUGCUCCAAUCCAACUCUACAGUUCUGGGCUAGUAUUUUCACCGAUGCAAAGUAUUGUUAAAAGGAUAUUUUCUGGUAGUAUACCCAAACACUUGCACAUACUACCACAGGUGGAGGAUUUAUGGAGCCCAGGACUACAAACACUCGAGGGCCAUUCAGGUCCAGUUUAUUCGGUGACCUUCUCAUCGGAUGGGCAAACCCUAGCCUCAGGCUCUAACGAUGAGACUGUCAAGCUCUGGAACGUCAAGACCGGCUCUGAACUGCAGACCCUUCGAGGCCAUUCAGAUCGGGUUCGUUCAGUGGCCUUCUCACCGGACGGGCAAACUCUAGCCUCAGGCUCUGCCAAUAAGACUGUCAAGCUCUGGAACGUCAAAACCGGCUCUGAACUGCAGACCCUUCGAGGCCAUUCAGAUCGGGUUCGUUCAGUGGCCUUCUCACCGGACGGGCAAACUCUAGCCUCAGGCUCUGCCAAUAAGACUGUCAAGCUCUGGAACGUCAAAACCGGCUCUGAACUGCAGACCCUUCGAGGCCAUUCAGGUUGGGUUUAUUCAGUGACCUUCUCGCCGGACGGGCAAACUCUAGCCUCAGGCUCUACCGACAAGACUGUCAAGCUCUGGAACGUCAAGACUGGCUCUGAACUGCAGACCCUUCAAGGCCAUUCAGAUUCGGUUCGUUCAGUAGCCUUCUCUCUCCAUGCCGUAGAAAAUCCUGCCACUAGGUCCGUCACUAUUCCACAACUCCAUGAUAAUUGCGGCCUGACUUCAUACAGUAUUAAUCCUCAAAUAUCUAUAUCAAACAACUGGGUUGCAUUGGGAGGCGAGAAUCUACUGUGGCUUCCUCCCGAGCAUCGUCAAUUUGAAACUUCAGCUAUCAAGGAAGCCACCCUUGCUCUUGGGUAUAGUGACGGGCGAGUUUCUAUUAUAGGAUUUCAUACGCUGUAG